AUGUUCUAUGGGGGUACUGAGAAGACGACAAUACCACUUACGGCGCGUCGGGAUGUCGAACUUCAUCCCACGGCUGACGACCCUGUUGCCGACGACGAGGUCGAGGAUGCAGAAGGCGACGACGGCGUCAAGGGGGAGGCCGCUGCCCAGAAGGGCAGCAAGACCGACCUGCCGAGUGCGGUCCUCGGAAUUAUCAAGUCCAUCCUGAAGGGCAUCAGGAAGGGCGAGGACAACCGCUCCGUCUUCACCCAGAAUAUCUGCAAUACAGUGCGCCAGAAGUAUCCGAGCUUCAACUUCGUCAUCUGCCACGUCAAGCACUCCCACAAGUUCGAUGGCUCCAAGGGCAAGGUCCAAGGACUGGGACCACUGGCACGAAGAGUUCGACAUCAAGAUCGGAGAAUGUCGUUAGAUGCGAAGUCUACUGGUGCCGCUCUGGCUCUUUCAUCCACCACGGAGACGGUGGUUACAUAA
Cyclocybe aegerita is the source of this 471-nucleotide messenger RNA. The record is from the annotation of a GenBank genome assembly. NCBI's taxonomy places the organism in Eukaryota, Fungi, Basidiomycota, Agaricomycetes, Agaricales, Hemipholiotaceae.